Messenger RNA from Mangifera indica (mango), 972 nucleotides. RefSeq lists its product as uncharacterized. The transcript is spliced from 5 exons. Bases 1 to 972 code for a protein of 323 amino acids. The record is from RefSeq and is a predicted model, not a curated record. NCBI's taxonomy places the organism in Eukaryota, Viridiplantae, Streptophyta, Magnoliopsida, Sapindales, Anacardiaceae.
AUGGAGACUCCACCUUCACCAUCCCAUGUUGUGAUUGCAUAUGACGCAACUAAGGAACGUGAUCAAUAUGAGCUUAGGCUUACUAUGGAUGGGAUCAGAAAGAGAGGUGACAUUCUUCGUGAUGGUGUUAACCUUCUUGUGCUUGGGGUCUUGCAUAAAGUCACUCACCCAAUGGGUUACCAAGUCAAGGCAUGUGUUGAAAAUUUUGGAUCGAGUGUUCGUGCAAUGGAAGAAGAGGUUAAAAAGAAAUCUGAUGAAUACGCUAAAAUGCUUCUUCUUGGUGCAAUAGAGUUUGAAGAUGAAGGGGUAAGCAUUGAAGUUAAAAUCACUGCCGGGACCCCCCUGAAGAAGGUCAUAUCGCAAGAGGUUUUGGCGUGUAAAACAACUUGGGUUAUACUUGAUAGGCACCUUAAGAGGGAUCUGAGGUAUUAUCUUACACAAAUACCUUCAAAGCUUGCAAUAAUUAACGAUAGCUUGGGUUUGGAAAUUCUGAGGGUUCAUGCAACAAAUGGAAGAGCUGCGCUUGUAGAGGACAACUUCCUUUACUCCUUCUCUAAAGCAAUUCCCCGUCGUCAAAAUAUCGAUCAGCAGUCUAUCUCUUGCAACAGCUAUCCUCAAAUCCACAGCUCCGUGGAUGGCGAUUCCAUGUCUCCAUCCAUUUAUGGUUUACCGGAGCAUUACUCUAAGCAAGAAAAAUCCGGAUUGAAUAAUAAAGAAGAGCAGAAACUUUCCUCACCUUCUCAGAGGAUAAAAAUUUCACAGAAUAAGAAUCUCUUGCGAAAGAGAUACUCAGGAGCACCUGUUCUUUGUGCUGCAUGUGGGCAGAGGACUGAGUUGUAUAUCAAGGAUUCUAUGAAAUACAGUUUUCCCGAAAUUCAUCUUUCAACAAAUGAUUUAUCAGAGGAGGAAUAUGAUUUGAGUGGAAAGGGUGGUAGAUAUGGUGUAUCGAAACCCACAAGAAUACGCCACUGA